Molecule: messenger RNA, 1109 nt
Organism: Oryza sativa Japonica Group (Japanese rice)
Lineage: Eukaryota; Viridiplantae; Streptophyta; Magnoliopsida; Poales; Poaceae
Biological process (GO): shoot system development; root development
Source: RefSeq, a predicted model, not a curated record
CAAUACUCAGUACCACUCCCUUAAAGUAACAUCUUGAAAACGCAAUAAUGUCAAGAUCCACCAAUAGAGUGAACUAACCUUCUGAUUCUUGCUUCCAAUAGUUGGAACAUGACAAUGUGAUAGUUCAUUGGGAGGAUAUGUAGUGCACUAAUAUAUGCAGCUACACAUGAGUGACAGAAUAGAUUCUAUAUGCUGCUACCAGAUCUCAGACCUUGAUAGACAGCAUCUGGGAGAUGAACUGGAGGGAUUCUACUUGUCUGUAAACCAAACGAUGCUGUCCCGUGCAGUUCCUCUGUAUAAAUAGGCCUUGGCAGAAGGCCAAACACAUCAAACCAAAGCUUGGACUCUCCUUCCCAUCUCCUCAGCCACAACACAACAAGAAUUACAUCAACAGAUAUGGCUUGCCACCAAAGAUCAAUUAGCUUGCCUUCUAGGACUCACUCCAAAGUUGAAGAAGAGCUUCACAUCGUAGAGGCAUCCAUCUCUUCAACCUCGAUGACCAUUGAGAUCCUCUCCGAUGGUUUAAAGAGGCUUGAGGAUAUCUACAGCUCUGUUGAGGGCAUCAUGUGCCUGCCUAGCAACCAAAUUUGCUCAUCCCAGCAAAGGAAGUUGUUGGAUGGAGAAAUGGAAUGCUCCCUUGAGCUACUGGAUCUCUGCAAUGCUAUGCAUGAGGUGUUUGCUGAGUUGAAGGCCAUCAUCCAAGAUAUGCAAGUAUCUCUUAGAAAAGGAGAUGAUGCAGUUGUUCAAGCUAAGAUCCAGUCAUACAUUCGCUUGAUGAAGAAGGCAAAAAAGCAUUUCAAGAAGACUGUGAAGAAGGUUACCUCAGACAAGGAGGAUGACAAGAUGGUCAAGCUCUUGAGCAAGGCUAGAGAGAUCACAACCUCUGUACUUGAGUCAUCAAUGGACCUCUUAUCGAAGCAAAUCGCAACACCAAAAAUGUCUAUCAUCUCCAAGGCAUUCCUGAAGAAAAACUCAGUUGUUUGCAGUGAGGAACAGUUGCAGGUGUUAGAGUGCUGCAUCGGAGAUCUUGAGGCUGGGGCUGGACUUGUGUUCAGGAGAUUGGUCCAGAGCAGGGUUACUCUCCUUAACAUUCUUAGCUCAUAGAUACU